Messenger RNA from Nicrophorus vespilloides, 1230 nucleotides. RefSeq names its product DNA-directed RNA polymerase II subunit RPB3 (gene RpII33). The record is from RefSeq and is a predicted model, not a curated record. Gene Ontology annotation, biological process: DNA-templated transcription. Lineage: Eukaryota; Metazoa; Arthropoda; Insecta; Coleoptera; Silphidae. Gene Ontology annotation, molecular function: protein dimerization activity; DNA-directed RNA polymerase activity. The coding region runs from base 355 to 1182 and encodes 275 amino acids. The transcript is spliced from 5 exons. Gene Ontology annotation, cellular component: RNA polymerase II, core complex.
AAGGUUGUAAGAACUUCUUCGGAGGAGGAUGAUGAUUUAAUCAAGCAGUAGUCGGAUAAUGCAGUUUACAAACACGUGGCGACAUCUUUCGGCAACCGUUCGGCGUUUCGAAAUUUGAAAGCGGACAACGCUUAUUUUUUUUCGUCUGUUCGCCGUGUAGUGUGUUUUGCAGUGUUUUGUGUCCGUUUUUAUUUACAAUUCUCUGAAAAAUCAAGAUUAGUAUUGCUAACAGACACCAAUACUAAAAGCAUCAAGUUUCGUCGAGGAUUGAAGAGUAAUCGAGUCAGAUACGUUGAUUUGUAUUUGAUUUAACCUAGAAAAAUAAGGAGAUCAAAACAAUAGAAGACACAAACAAUGCCGUACGCCAACCAACCGUCUGUACAUAUCACAGAUUUAACAGACGAAAAUGUAAAGUUUUUCAUCGAAGACACUGACCUCAGUGUCGCGAACAGCAUUAGGAGAGUUCUGAUAGCAGAAACCCCGACCAUGGCCAUCGAUUGGGUGAAACUGGAUGCAAAUUCCACUGUGCUCAGUGACGAAUUCAUUGCACAUCGCGUCGGUUUGAUACCACUCAUCUCUGACGAUGUUGUCACUACAUUGCAGUACCCCAGGGACUGCAUAUGCUCGGACUUUUGCACCAAUUGCAGUGUCGAGUUCACCUUGGAUGUGAAAUGCACAGAUGAACAGACCAGAUACGUUACCACGGCUGACCUAAGAUCAACCAACAAUGCAGUGCUUCCGGUCACCUCAAAACACAGGGAUGAUGAUUCUGCAGAGUACGGGGAGACAGACGAGAUUCUCAUUGUCAAAUUGCGAAAAGGGCAGGAGCUAAAGUUACGCGCUUACGCUAAAAAAGGUUUCGGCAAGGAGCACGCUAAAUGGAAUCCGACUGCGGGCGUCUCCUUCGAGUAUGAUCCGGAUAACGUGAUGCGUCACACUCUGUUCCCGAAGCCGGACGAAUGGCCGAAAAGUGAAUACAGCGAACUGGACGAAGACCAAUAUGAGGGUGUAUUCAACUUGGAUGCGAAACCGGUCAAAUUCUUUUUCAAUGUGGAAUCUACAGGCGCAUUGAAACCGGAGAACAUCGUGACGAUGGGCGUCGAACAGCUGAGAAAUAAAUUGUCCAACGUCUUGACGCAGCUCACCAUUGAACUGCAGUCGGACGCAUUGGCAAUCGCUUAAUGUUAUUUAAUACGAUCCAAGCGUUCCAUUUCUACAAUAAAUAUUUAU